AUGGCCAUUUGUAAAUUUUUUGCUUCAGGCAGUUGUCGAAACGGCAAUAGAUGCACAUAUGAGCACAUUUCACCACAAAACAAAUGGGGCAGCAACACACAGACAGCGGCAGCUGGCACGAGCAAAUACAACGAAACUUCAUUAAAGCAAAAUCUGACGGAAGAGCGUCCUCAAUGGAAACUCAGUGUCUAUGGCCCAGCUAAAGAAGAGCCUAACUUGAUUGUAGGAGUGGACAGAAGUGUCGAGGAAGAUCGUCUUGCCUACUAUACCAGUAUGCGUACAACAGGAAACACUAGCCAAUAUCUUGCUAGCUAUGAACAGGCCUUCAACCAGGUCGAGAACCAAGUCAAUGCCAUCAUCAAUAAUCCAUCCGGUGCUAUUCAACAUUACGAAAAGGAGAAAUCAAACCAUUCGGGUCCAUUCGGUGGCGCUGCCAACAAUGCGCCUUUUGCUCCAUUCACAAAUACAGGCGGUGCAUUUGGAUCAAGUUCAACUACAAGCACAUUUGGUGGAGGCAGUAGCAGUGCUUUUGGAAGCGGAGGCGGUGUAUCAGCAUUUGGACAGCCUUCUGCAUUUGGCGCAGCAGCCGCAAAACCCUCAGCAUUUGGUGAUGGAUCUGCAUUUGGUUCAACAAGCGCGUUAGGAAGUGGUGGAUCCGCCUUUGGCUCAACAAGUGCAUUAGGAAGCAGCGGGUCAGCUUUUGGAUCAACCAGUGCAUUGGGAGGAGGGUCAGCUUUUGGCUCGACCAGUGCCUUGGGUGGAGGCACCUUGGCCUUUGGACAACCUUCUGCUUUUGGAGCAGCCGCCGCAAAGCCCUCAGCAUUUGGCGGUGGAUCAGCUUUUGGAUCAACAAGCGCAUUAGGAAGCGGCUCAGCUUUUGGAUCUGCAAGUGCUUUAGGUAGUGGCACGUCAGUUUUUGGAGCUUCCUCUUCGACGCCUGCCUUUGGAUCAACGACAGCACCCACGUCUGCAUUUGGUUCAACAAGUGCUUUAGGAGGUGGAGCAUUUGGACAAACAUCUGCCCUUGCAAGUACAAGCAACACAACUAUGGGAGCCUUUGGCAUACCAGCAUCGACUACAACAAAUGCAUUUGGUUCAGCAGCAGCACCAGCUAGCAAUAUUCCCAGCUCAAUGAACACAGGGGCCGAUAUGUCAUCCAAUGCAAAGCAAAGUGAUUUAGAGGCAUUUCAAGCACCUCAGUUUGCCUAUCGCGGUAUACCUGAAAUCGAGCCACCUACUCAGCUUGGCUAA
Mucor velutinosus is the source of this 1251-nucleotide messenger RNA. RefSeq lists its product as uncharacterized. Lineage: Eukaryota; Fungi; Mucoromycota; Mucoromycetes; Mucorales; Mucoraceae. Bases 1 to 1251 code for a protein of 416 amino acids. The record is from RefSeq and is a predicted model, not a curated record. The transcript has 3 exons. Gene Ontology annotation, molecular function: metal ion binding.